Messenger RNA from Cricetulus griseus (Chinese hamster), 3742 nucleotides. Lineage: Eukaryota; Metazoa; Chordata; Mammalia; Rodentia; Cricetidae. The record is from RefSeq and is a predicted model, not a curated record.
UUUUUGUUUGUUCUUUACACUCAGAAUUUUUCACGACACACCCAACUGAUAGGAUGAAAAAGUUUAAGAGGAGACUGUCCCUCACGCUCAGGGGAAGCCAGACAAUCGAUGAGUCACUGUCGGAACUGGCUGAGCAGAUGACCGUGGAGGAGAGCAGCAGCAAAGACAACGAGCCUAUUGUGAAGAAUGGCAGGCCUCCGACGUCUCACAGCAUGCAUUCCUUCCUCCAUCAGUACACAGGGUCUUUCAAGAAGCCCCCAUUGCGAAGACCCCACAGUGUUAUUGGAGGAAGCCUUGGUUCCUUCAUGGCCAUGCCCAGAAACGGAAGCAGAUUAGACAUUGUUCAUGAAAAUCUGAAAAUGGGAUCAGAUGGUGAGAGUGACCAAGCUUCUGGGACGUCAUCAGAUGAAGUCCAGUCUCCUACAGGUGUUUGCCUCAGAAAUCGUAUACACAGGCGGAUCUCAAUGGAGGACUUGAAUAAGAGGCUGUCCCUGCCUGCAGACAUCAGGAUACCUGAUGGGUACCUGGAGAAGCUGCAGAUCAGCAGCCCACCGUUCGACCAGCCCAUGAGCCGCCGGUCCCGGAGAGCCUCCUUAUCAGAAAUUGGGUUUGGGAAAAUGGAAACCUACAUCAAAUUGGAAAAGCUUGGGGAGGGUACAUAUGCAACAGUAUAUAAAGGAAGAAGUAAAUUGACAGAGAAUUUGGUGGCGUUAAAGGAGAUCCGCUUGGAACACGAAGAAGGUGCACCCUGUACAGCUAUAAGAGAAGUCUCACUGCUAAAGGAUUUAAAACAUGCAAAUAUAGUAACCUUGCAUGACAUUGUUCACACAGAUAAAUCUUUGACUCUGGUCUUUGAGUAUCUGGACAAAGACCUGAAACAAUACAUGGACGACUGUGGAAACAUCAUGAGUAUGCACAAUGUAAAGCUGUUCCUGUACCAAAUCCUCCGUGGUUUGGCAUAUUGCCAUAGAAGAAAGGUAUUGCACCGGGACCUGAAACCACAGAACCUCCUCAUUAAUGAAAGAGGAGAACUAAAGCUGGCUGACUUUGGACUAGCCAGAGCCAAGUCAGUUCCCACAAAGACCUACUCAAAUGAAGUUGUCACACUGUGGUAUCGACCACCUGAUGUGCUUCUUGGUUCCUCAGAGUACUCAACACAGAUUGACAUGUGGGGAGUUGGCUGUAUUUUCUUUGAAAUGGCUUCUGGAAGACCACUGUUUCCAGGGUCAACUGUGGAAGAUGAACUGCACUUAAUAUUUCGACUACUAGGAACUCCAUCUCAGGAAACUUGGCCAGGUGUUUCUUCAAAUGAUGAAUUCAAGAACUACAACUUCCCAAAAUAUAAGCCACAACCUCUAAUUAACCAUGCACCCAGGUUAGAUUCUGAAGGAAUUGAGUUGAUAACAAAAUUUCUUCAGGCGUAUCAAUAUUCAGUUUGAAAGAGAUUCAGUUGCAAAAGGACCCUGGUUUUCGAAAUUCUUCCUAUCCAGAGACAGGUGUGUUUGUCAUAAACCAUUUCACGUGUCGAUCAUGAAUUUUUGCGUGGAACCAAGCGAUGGGUUUAUAAAAUGAUCAGUAAAAUUAUUGAUGUAAAAACCAGUGUACAGUGCAUCCCACAACUCUGUAUGUUUAGAAUUGCACAUACUCACUGUUCUGUAUGAUGUGGGCAGCUCAGUAAAUCUUCAGAGAGACAGUGACUCAGUCAAGUCAGGGAUCCUGAAAACUCCAGAUGGCACAAAGACCUUUUACAAGUGACCUGCCUUGAUCACUGCACACGCCAUCCCUGGUACCUGAGGCAGAAGACACAUCUUGUGCUUGCCUGGUCAUCAGGUUCAUCACUUCGAAGCCUAAAGCUGUAGACUGACCCCGUCAACAGAGGGGUCAUUUAAGACAGUGCUGGCCACUCUUACCCGGAAUAUUAGCGUUUGCUGGUGGGAACGUUAGCUUCCUAGAGUCACCAAAUACUGUAUGUGGGAUAAACGCUGAGCCUUGAACUGCCUCAUAAGAUGACUUUAUAUUUUAGGACACGGGAAGAACAGAAGACAGAGCAUGCUCUUUUAAGUCUGGUAGCAUGGUUUCAAGCCCAGCCCCAGCCUUUCUUAGCAGUCAUGGACUCAGAGCUGACUUAUUUCUUGUGCUGGACUUGGAAUCUCCGUCUGUCUACACUGUCCUCUUCACAGUGGAGUCUUUCAUUUCAGACCUACAGAUUGUUUUUAUAUUUGUUGUCACAGUGUGACAAUUGUUUUUGUACAGUUGGUUUUAAGGUCUUCUCUGCCAGUAGAGCCAGUAGGUUACAGCUAUCCCAUGUAACUGUAGCUGCAGAUUUGUGCAGGACUGAGAAACACAGUGCAUUAUUUAUUGCGGAAUCAUUGCUGCUAAAUAACUACUGUUUAUUUAACACAACAGUUGAAUGCCUGAAGAAGUUGCAGUGGCUUUAUUAUAUGUGAACGCAUCUGUUUCUCCUCACAAAUUGUUUUACUGCUGCAUUUUUUCUUUUGUUUGUUUUUAAAAACUAAACUGCAGUGUUUCCUGGAAUGUAUAUUUAGCUUUGCUUAACAGUAAAAACGUGAGCCAUCUUGAACAUGCUUAAGUUCGUGCUACAUAUAAUUUCGUAGGAACAUUGGCUAAUAGAGUAGCUGAGAGGUCAACAGCACAGUGUGUUUAAGAAGUGUGCAGUGUAAGAGUUGAUUCAAGCAAGUGAAUAUCAGAUAUUUUUGGAGUCUCACAUUAGACACCAAUAAAUUAAGAACCAAGUUAUUUAUUUUUAUCUACUCCUCAUUUUAGAAAUGUCUACUGCAUAGUGGUAUGCUCCUCCCCUUGAUGAACUCUUUUACACUGUGCUUUUAGUUAACUUGUAACCAUAGACACCAUUCAAACAGGAAAGGUCUUGCUGCUGUUUGUCUUAAGCACAUUUCCUUUAUUAGAAGAUACUUCAUUUUGAGGAAUAGUUUCUUUCAUUCGGGGGCUGUGUGUGUUUCAGUGACAUUCACUUGGAAUCAGCUGAAGGCUGUACUGUGUCUUUAAAAUGAGCCAUGAGAAAUGAGAAACAGGAACCCAGUGGAGUGCUCAAAAGCAUUGUGGGUAUUAUCUGCUCAUCAGACACUAACUAGUGUAACUUGAAUUAUGCAUCUUCUUGAGCAUCACAGACACUUCGGUGUUGGUAACAGUGUUUCAGGCAUUUAUGUUCAUUUUUAAGAACUAUUGGUUAGUGCAUCCUAUAACUAGAAAUCCUAAUUGGUAUAUUUUGAAAUGGUCAUGUACAUUUUUGCCUUAUAUCAUGAAAAUAGUUAUAACUUAAUUUUUGUCCUGCCAUUCACUGUAAAAACAUUCAGGGUCCUCUCAUUUCUGUUCAGGAAAUCCUGUAGUUUAUUGUUGUUAUUUAACAGUAUUAAGUGAGUUUUUGUAUAUUUCAUUUUAACUUUAUUUGUGAAUAGUGAUUGUGGCAUGUUUGGGGUGUUAUUUUAAUAUUUCAUGAUACUGAAAUUUUAAUUUUUUAAAAAAAAAAGUUCUGGAAGAAACAGAUUCAUGUAUAAUGGUGAAUAUUGGACCACUACUGCUUUUCACAUUUGUCAGCUGGUUUAAUGUUAAACCCUGUAGCCUAACUGCUGUUAUUUCUAACUGACAGACAUAUGUAUUAAUAUUGUACUUUGAAGGUUAUAAAUAUUAUGUGAAAAUUCCUUCAUUUUGUUUUGAAAUUUAUAAUAACUAAAUCUCUGUGUUAUAUAAAAUGUGAUUUUGUUGA